GAUGAAGUCAUGAAUGCGCACGAGGAUAGCUUGCCGCAGUACCAUCAUACGUAGCUGUUCCAGGAGACUGAAGUAACAGCAGAAAGUUUCGGUAGAUUUUGUUCAUCAGUUUCUACUCCACUGUCAGGUUACCAUCUUGAGUUUCUAUCAUCAUGAGCACAGACACCUUCUUAGAACUACCACUUAGGCUAGCUGGCUAUGGUUACGGCUAUAACGAAGCGGCCAAGUACGCCGUUGACUAUGAGCGUCUGCUGAUAACCAUGGCAAAUCUCUAUAUAUUUUGUCAUGUCGGAUUCAAGGCUUUUGAAGCAAAUGACAUUACUUCUGCCGCCCUAAUCUGCUUAGACACGCUUGUCUUUCACCUGAUUGCAAGUGUCGUGGUUCCAUUAUUCACUGGCAAUAUCGUUCGCAGCGUUGCAGACGACGUCAUGGACAAGUGUCAAGUCAGUCCGAGGCUCCAAAAGUGGAUCCCAGUUAUAAUAGUGGCGGCUUUCUUGAUACUUGCUUCAGAACCUUUCGACGAUGCGGUCAAUAAGGUCAUGGACGUCACGCUAAGGAAAAUACUGACCUAAAAGAGAGAUGUCCACCUUGCAGUGCACCAGAGAGUGUCUCCUAGGACACGGACGCUCUGAAUAAAUGUCUAAAUAUUCAUUAGUUGUGGUGAUUACGUGAUAUGGCUCAGCAGAAAGGAUAAGAUCUUUUUAAAAAAAUCGGAUCUUGGUUAAGUGGUUUGGAAGACAAGAAACAAAUAAACGAAACAAAUGAU
Biomphalaria glabrata is the source of this 766-nucleotide messenger RNA. Its product is annotated as mitochondrial fission process protein 1-like. The record is from RefSeq and is a predicted model, not a curated record. Gene Ontology annotation, cellular component: mitochondrion. NCBI's taxonomy places the organism in Eukaryota, Metazoa, Mollusca, Gastropoda, Planorbidae. The transcript has 5 exons. Gene Ontology annotation, biological process: mitochondrial fission. Bases 153 to 572 code for a protein of 139 amino acids.